AAACGUUUUAUGUUUACAGUCCUCCGUGAAGCGGUAAGCAGAGAGGAACAAACAUCUACCCAGUCUUGAAUAUUUUACGUAUUAACUGUAUACACCAGCGAAAAUGACAGAAGAAGUUAACCCUAAAGCCUAUCCUCUGGCUGAUCAAGUAUUAACAACAAAAAUCAUAGAUUUGUUGCAGCAAUGUGUAAAUUUCAAACAACUGAAAAAAGGAGCCAAUGAAGCCACAAAAACUCUGAAUCGUGGAAUUGCUGAAUUCAUCGUCAUGGCAGCAGAUACUGAACCAUUGGAGAUUUUGCUUCAUCUCCCACUCUUGUGUGAAGAUAAGAAUGUACCCUAUGUAUUUGUGAGGUCCAAGGGAGCUCUGGGUAGAGCCUGUGGAGUAUCACGACCAGUUAUUGCAGCCUCUGUAACUGUCAAUGAGGGCUCUCAGCUGAAGACUCAGAUCAGUGCCAUUCAAAAUAGCAUCGAGAAACUUCUGAUCUAGCAUCAUCAUCAUCAUCAUCAUCAUUACUGCUCCUUGUUAAGCACUGUCAUCAUCAUCACCUAGAUAAAGUAUCUCAAUGACAAUAUUUCAGUUUAAAGUGUCUGCUAAAUUUUACUUUAGAAGAGACAUUGUUGUUAUUCGAAAAAAUAUUCAUUGGCUGUAGUAAAAUGUUCAAAUGUCACGGACUUGCUCUGAUCAUCAUUGUCUUUGAUGGACUUUAGAUUCUAUCAUUAUACAGUAAUUUUGAUUUUAACUGUUUAUUUCAUUGAAAUUUUAUAUACGUUUUGUUAUUGACUAGGAUGUCAAUCCUGCAAUGUGCAAAAUUUUGUUCAUCAGUUUUAUGUAUGAAUAAAAGAGGUUCGUAUAAA
This is a messenger RNA of Ylistrum balloti, 855 nucleotides long. Its product is annotated as NHP2-like protein 1. Gene Ontology annotation, cellular component: precatalytic spliceosome; box C/D methylation guide snoRNP complex; nucleolus. Gene Ontology annotation, molecular function: RNA binding. The record is from RefSeq and is a predicted model, not a curated record. Lineage: Eukaryota; Metazoa; Mollusca; Bivalvia; Pectinida; Pectinidae. Gene Ontology annotation, biological process: mRNA splicing, via spliceosome; ribosome biogenesis; maturation of SSU-rRNA. Bases 104 to 487 code for a protein of 127 amino acids. The transcript has 5 exons.